Messenger RNA from Caenorhabditis elegans, 1034 nucleotides. It is a transcript of the gene fbxa-32, whose product is annotated as F-box domain-containing protein. The record is from RefSeq and is marked reviewed. NCBI's taxonomy places the organism in Eukaryota, Metazoa, Nematoda, Chromadorea, Rhabditida, Rhabditidae.
AUAGUUGAAAAAAUGACUUCCAAGCAGCAAACUUUACUGGAUUUACCUAUAUCAAUUGCGAAUCAAGUUUUGGAAAAAUUGGGACCUGUGGAAAUACUAACCUGCCGAAAGGUGUGUAGAAGUUUACGCACCGCUAUUGAUAAACUCGGAACUCACUUCAACAAAAUAUCAAUUAGAUUAUGGGAUAACAGCGUUUCGGUAGAUUUCGACGGAAUUGGAAUCAACUACUGUAAUGAAUUCAAUGGUGGCUCAUGUGUUUGGUUCAAAAAGCAACAGAAAACCAUAGAAGGUGUAAACUAUAUAAAAGCAGCUUUCAUUGAUUUGAAGAUACUUCUGAGGCAUACAUCACAGUUAUACAUUUCAAGCAGGGAAAAGUAUCGGCAUAACACUGUCAGUUAUUUUGUAGACGUUCUGAAGGAGGAUGUGAAUAUCCACGUGGAAACUGUGACUCUGAAUAAGUUCUCAUUCGAUGAUGUUUUAUUAAUCCUUCCUUUAUUCAAUAGUCAAACAUUGGAAGAAAUCUUGUUGUGGGAAACGGUUGCAGCUGACGAAUUCGAGCAGAUAACUCAUCUGGAUCAAUGGAAGAACACGAAGAAAUUCAAUUUUUGGAUUUGUUCGUUUGAAUGUGAACAUAUUGAAUAUCUGUUUCAUUUUGAGGAGUUUAGUAUCUAUACUGAUGAAUUUCCAAUACAAAGUGCGAUUAAAGUUCGAGAUGAUCUGCUGACAAGAAGUACAUUCCAGGAAUGCACAAUUUUUAUUGUGAAAGCUAAUUUGAAACCUGUUGAACUUGCACAAAUAUUCCAAGCGGAUUAUUCUGACGGCGAUGCAUUCAAAAUUAAUUAUUCAAAUUACAAUUCCAAUUUUGCAAUACAUUGUGAAGAUUAUUCUUUUGUGGACGAUAAAUGGAAGUUUGUGAUUCAACGAACGUAAUAAACGUUUUUGUAAUAUUCACGGUUUUUGUAAAACAUUAAACCUCUGAAACUUCAAAAAUUGGUUUCCUAUAUAAUGUGUAAUAAAGUAUAUUAUUCAUAUUU